Labeo rohita (rohu) is the source of this 6878-nucleotide messenger RNA. It is a transcript of the gene bmpr2b, whose product is annotated as bone morphogenetic protein receptor, type II b (serine/threonine kinase). Gene Ontology annotation, biological process: protein phosphorylation; vasculature development; BMP signaling pathway. The coding region runs from base 883 to 4095 and encodes 1070 amino acids. The record is from RefSeq and is a predicted model, not a curated record. Gene Ontology annotation, molecular function: ATP binding; transforming growth factor beta receptor activity. Gene Ontology annotation, cellular component: signaling receptor complex; plasma membrane. Lineage: Eukaryota; Metazoa; Chordata; Actinopteri; Cypriniformes; Cyprinidae. The transcript has 13 exons.
GUGGAGGAGGAGGACUGACUGCCCUUCAUCUGUCUGCUCUAGGCGGAGCUGAAGUUACCGAGAGCGGCCGCCGGAGCUCGACGCGAUCCGCGGGCGAUAAUCACCCACACCGGGAGAAAUGCGCUAAUUUACCCGAGCAGACGCUGACCGGUGAUCAGUUUACCGACCAUCAUCGACUGAGACUCACUGCGCUGUUUAUUAAAGGCCUCUGUCGCUUCGGAUCGGACUAGAUGUCGCUCCUGUUCGGCCGCUUCAACCGACCGAUGGGCUCGACGCAUUCUGCCGUAGAUUUGCUUCAUUUCAGAAACACUAUCCUGGCGUUAACGCAAGAAUAAAACCAGAUAAAGCCGGGAAAUGUCGGACAUGUCGUCAGCUCGUGAAGCUAAACAUCGACUGAAGCGGACUGACACGAAGAAACCUGACCCAUAUUAAGAUACUGCUCAAGCAUCUGGACCAGAACCAAAUACAUCGAAACUAAAUCUUGUUUAUAAACAACGAUAACAACCGAGACGCGAUCACAGCAGGUUUUCGAGACCACUCUUAAAAGGGGCUGAAGACAUGCGAGGAAGUGUCUCACAUACACAGCGUGAGGGAUAAUCGCUCCAACUUCAAACCAGCAUGGAGAAAAUGCGUUUAUAAUCUAUUUAUCAAAGCACGCACAAACCCAAAAGCGUCUGAAACCAUGCGUUGCCUCCAAACGUUCAUCUGCACGUCGCAUUUCGGACUACUCGAGCACAUGAGUUUGAACUUCGGUCGAUAGAGAAGAGGGGGAGAAAAAGGAAAUUUACUCAAACUACUACUUUUUUUUUUGUUUUAUUUUUUAUUUUUAAUUUUUUUUUUUUUGAGCUGAACCCACCCUAAAGCACCAGGACCAUCAUCAGGAUGAGAGUGCGGAUCCUAAACCGAACAUCAGUGCUGUCACUGGGGCUGUGCUCAGUGCUUCUCCUCAGUGCUGUGGCUGCUGCUCAGAGUGAGGAGAGAGAGCGGGAGUGUGCAUUUAAUGACCAGCACCAGCAGGUGGAUGAGCAGAGUGUGGCUGGUGACUGGCACAUCACCAGAGAAAAUAACACCAUCCUGUGCAGCAAGAGCAGCCGCUGCUAUGGAUUGUGGGAGAAAACACAUGACGGAGAGAUACGCCUGGUCAAACAAGGCUGUUGGACUUACAUUGGCGACCAGCAGGACUGCCAUGACGACCGUUGCGUGGUUACCACCACGCCAUCGCAGAUCCAGAAUGGCACCUACAGAUUCUGCUGCUGCAGCACCAACAUGUGCAACGUCAACUUCACAGAGAACUGGGUGCCCAGCCCUACCAGCACUACUCAAGAAGAACCGCCUAUACACAGGGAUGAGGCCAUCUUCAUCGCCAUUGCAUCUGUCUCUAUAGUAGCAGUCUUGAUAGUGGCGCUGUUCUUCGGCUAUCGCAUGAUGAUGGGUGAGUGUAAACAGGGUCUGCACAAUAUGGACAUGAUAGAGGCUGCGCCGUCAGAACCGUCUCUGGAUUUAGACAGUUUAAAGCUCCUGGAAUUGAUUGGUCGAGGACGCUACGGUUCUGUCUACAAAGGAUCGCUGGAUGAACGCCCAGUCGCCGUAAAAGUUUUCACCUAUGCCAACCGGCAGAACUUCGUGAAUGAGCGCUCCAUUUACCGAGUCCCUCUUCUGGAACACGAGAACAUUGCUCGCUUUAUCGUUGGCGAUGAGCGUCUCACGACAGAUGGGCGAAUGGAGUACCUGCUGGUUAUGGAGUACUACCCUCAUGGCUCUCUGUGUCGGUACCUGAGUCUGCACACGUUGGACUGGGUGAGCUGCUGUCGUCUGGCACAUUCUCUCACGAGAGGACUGGCGUACCUGCACACCGAGCUGCUGAGAGGAGAUUUAUAUAAACCUGCCAUUUCACACCGGGAUCUAAACAGCCGUAAUGUUCUGGUGAAGAACGAUGGCACGUGUGUGAUCAGCGACUUCGGCCUGUCCAUGAAACUGACUGGAAAUCGCCUUGUACGGCCUGGUGAAGAAGAAAACGCUGCCAUCAGUGAGGUGGGCACAAUCCGCUACAUGGCGCCGGAAGUGCUGGAGGGAGCGGUGAACCUCAGGGACUGCGAGUCGGCUUUGAAACAGGUGGACAUGUAUGCCAUCGGCCUCAUCUACUGGGAGACCUUCAUGAGAUGUACUGACCUCUUUCCAGGGGAGGCAGUGCCAGAAUACCAGAUGGCCUUCCAGGCCGAGGCAGGGAACCACCCCUCCUUCGAGGACAUGCAGGUGCUGGUGUCCAGAGAGAAACAGAGACCCAAGUUUCCAGAAGCCUGGAAGGAGAACAGCCUGGCCGUGCGCUCUCUCAAGGAGACUAUGGAGGAUUGCUGGGAUCAGGAUGCGGAGGCUCGUCUGACAGCGCAGUGUGCAGAAGAGCGUAUGGCAGAACUUCUGCUGAUAUGGGAAAGAAACAAGCCCGUCAGCCCCACCAUCAAUCCUAUGAGCACAGCGCUGCAAAACGAGAGGAAUCUCACCCACAGUCGCAGGGCUCCCAAGAUGGGCUCUUAUCCAGAUUACUCUUCAUCCUCUUACAUCGAGGAUCAUGAGGGCAUGGUGAAGAACCUCCCAGGCGACGUCUCCACGUCUGGCACGUCCACUGUUGGUGGCAUUGGUGUGAGCGGCAUCAGCGGCGGUGUGGCAGUGACGGGAGAGAAGAACAGAAACUCUAUCAACUACGAGAGACAACAGGCUCAAGCUCAAGCUCGGCUGCCAAGUCCAGAGACCAGUGGCACGAGUCUCUCCGCCACAACCACUACGACAGGCCUCACGCCCAGCACCAUCAUGACCACCAUCUCUGAAUCAGGCCACUCGGAGGAGGCUGGAGCUGGGGGGAGCGUACCAGUGUGCCUUCAGCUCACAGAAGAGGACCUGGAGACCACCAAACUGGACCCCAAGGAGGUGGACAAGAACCUGAAAGAAAGCUCUGAUGAGAACCUGAUGGAGCAUUCGCAGAAGCAGUUCAGCGCUCCUGACCCGCUCAGCUCGGGCAGCUCUAGUCUCUUGUAUCCGCUGAUCAAACUCGCCGCAGAAGUGACUGGAGGAUCAGGAACUGGCAGCCAGGCUGAUUUCGGAGUGGGCGGCAGUGGAAUGGGCGACACUCCUACAGCCAUGUUCCCUCUUCCCAAGCAGCAGAAUCUCCCCAAGCGGCCUACCAGCUUGCCUCUCAACACCAAAAAUUCUGGUAGGGAGUCUUCGUCGUCACGGUUGAAGUUUGGCAAGCACAAGUCCAAUCUGAAGCAGGUGGAGACGGGUGUAGCCAAGAUGAACACUGUAGUGACAGUCGAGCCACACUUGGUCACCGUCACCAACAACGGACCCAGUGUCCGUAGCGGUGUUGGAGUGGUCGUUGUUAACGGAUAUGGUGUGGGCAGUGGUGCCGGCUCCUCAGAUGCGUUUGGGAACACAAACCCAGCCGGGCCACAAGGUGAUGGCGGUGCCCCUCUGCUCCAGAGCCAACUAAGUGGAGAAGACAGCCGUCUCAACAUCAACAUCAACUCCAGUCCCGACGAACACGAGCCCUUAUUGAGGAGAGAGCAGCCAGCGGCACGCGAUCACUCUGGCCGCACCAACUCCAAUAACAACAACAGCAACAUCCACACAACUGCCACGAUUCGUACCUUAGCUCCCGUAGACGCCCAGAUGGAGACGUUAACUUGUCCUCCAGGGGCACCAGAUGGAAGGGAUGAUGGGGUUCCUAUGAGACAGCAUAAGCCCAGGAGACCUGAGCGGCCAAACUCACUGGACCUGUCAGCAACUUCACAGGAUUCUUCUCAUUUGGAUGAGGCCGUGUCACAAGAGGGAAAGGCCGGAUCGGCCGAGAAGAUUAAGAAGCGCGUGAAGACACCUUAUUCGUUGAAAAGGUGGCGUCCUUCUACGUGGGUCGUAUCUACAGAAACGCUGGACGGAGAGGUGAACAACAACGGGCACAGCCAGCAGAAUGGGACGGCGGCAACUGGAAGUGCUCACCCAAGCUCUGGCCAAUCAAAAUCCAGCAUCGCCGUGUUCCUGGUCAGCGGCGGAACCGCAACCGCCGCUCUAACCUCCGACCCGCCAGAUAUGACCUGCCUGUGAACUGGCAUCUCCGCUUUUCCUCUGAGACUUUAAACACAUGAGGGGUUCGUCUACGCUAUCGUGCUCCAAGAACUGCUCCAACUGAUGACCGAAAAGAAAUAUACGAAAAGCAGACUCUUGAAGGGACGUCAUUUGGCAAGCACUUAACUUUGUCGAACUUUGUUUUGAAGAAAUCGCUUUAAACCGAACCCAGCUAUGCAGCAACACUGGCAUAAAAUGCUUCCAUUUGUUUUUGUUGUUUCUUUUUCAAUCACGUAUGGUUGUUCUUUCUUCUGUUGCACUUUUUUUGUAAGCAAUCUUAAUCACAGAUCCUUCGACCACGCUAAAGACUGGUCUUAAAAAACGUAAAUGACAAUGUGUUGAUUUAACAAUCAGUAAAUUGGCCGAAAAUGUUUAUGUAAGAAGGCAGUGCUUCUCUCCUCAGCAUCUCUAACCCUACAGUACAUUCAUAUGUUUUAUAUUUGUUGUACGUAUCUGUGUACUCAGUUUUUUUUGUAUCAUAUUUUGAAAUGUGCAAUAGACUUUAGCUUUGACGUGCUCCAUAAGACAUUUUGCUAUGUGUUUUAAGCCGCUUUUGUUUGUUUCUUGUCUUUAGUUUAUUUUUGAAGCGCUGCGCUUAGCAGUGGCAGUCCUGUGUCCAUUCGGCCACCCCGACUGCAUUUGAGAAACAUCAAGACAAUCCUACACCUUUUCACCAAUCCCAUCACUCUAGAAAAGGGAAGAAAUGGAAAACCUUGGGGUGUUUGCUUUAAUUACUGGAAGUUCAUUAUGGACGGCUUGGCUUCUCACAAGCUUCAGCGAGGACAUUCGUUUUUUUUUUUUUUCUGUUACACUACAAGUCAGGCAUCAUCCUGGACUGUUUGCUGGAAAUCAUGCCCUCUGAAGACACUGAAUAAUCAAGUCCCUCUCUGCACAUGCUCAGUGCAGUUUUACCUCUGUGAGAGUGUUUGUAAAUGUGUAUGUAUGGGUCUAUUUCUGCUCUACGGAACUUUCAGCUGAAAAAGCAUCCGUCAAACGAGACUUUCCACUUCCCAGGACAGUGGACGUUGCUCCACAUGCUUCAGAAAGCGAAAACACACAUGAACAAAAUAUAUACAGUAUGUACAGACUGAAGCUCACAGCUAAUUUAGUUCUGUCUUAGCCUCUGGUAAAAAUAAGCUGACAUGAUAGUGUACAAUAAGAAAUCAUGAUUUUGUUCAUUUUUAGCUGUUUCUAAAGUUAUUUUUUCGUGCUUUAUUUUUUAAAUGUUUAAUUUAUGUAGUACCCAGGGGCAUCUUCAUUCUCUGGGUUUGUUAUUCUCAUGAAAUCGAAACGGUAAGUUGUUUAUAAUCAUGUAAAAUGAUCUUAUUUCAGUCAAAUGCAUGUAGUUUUACCCUUAGUCAUGUACAAUCACAGAGGGAUUGACACUUUGUUUCGGUGCCACUAGAAACGCAGUCAUGCUUAAGUGCCGCAUCCUCAUACACUUUGAGAGCAGUUGAUGUUUUUACCAGCCAUAACAUGGGCCUCGUUUUUUAUCCUACAACUGCUGCCUUUUGUGGAAAACUGUGGACACGAGCCAUUCAAAUAAUUACAUGGUGAUGAGGAAAAUUCCCUCGUAUGCUAGAAAUAUCAGGAAGAACGAUGAUAGCACACGUUUGAUCAGAAAGCGCGCUUGUUGUGCUUGUAUGCGUUUUCCAUGAUGAGCGUGGGGAUUAACUAUGAUUUGGCACAAGCCAGCAUUAUCUUUGGACUUUGUCCAUUCCAGAGCGGGGCACUUUUAAAAAGUCAUCUGAUUUUUCCCUUCAACUGGCUUUUUCUAUCGGAAAACAAGACUAUACAGUGCAGUUUAGUUUCUCACGCCCUCUUUCCUGAACCAAUCGGCGCUUCAGUCUGACUUUUGUAUAUGUUUGUAAUAUAGGCUAAACCUCUGUGGUGUAAAUAUAUGGUGCGUUUAUAUGCACAUAUACAGACUCUUCAUCUGUUGCUUUGGGACCAAGAACAACGCUAAAUCACUGUGAGAUUUAUCUGGAGAUAAACACAGUAACGUCAGACUGUUCUCAGCUACGUCAGUGUGAAGUGAAAUGAGAAAUAAUAGCCUGAUGCAAGACGAAAACAAACCUCCAGUGCUAAUUUGAAACGAUUUAGACCAAAACGUUGAUGAAGCUGAGUCAUUGGAAGUGUAGUUUGUCCAGGAGGACUGUCCAUCUGCUACAUGUUAAUAAUGCAAGAUGUUUACACCAGAGCCUUUGUCCACUUCUACAGCACACUGUUGAAUACCGAAUCAUUUGCAGAUACUACAUGCCUUGUUUAUUCUUGAAGCAGGCCUUGAGAAGUCAGACUUUUUUAAUUGAGUCAAGUCGCAGGAAUGUUUGAACUGAACCAAGUCGUGCUUUUGAGUUUAAAAAAAAAAAAAAAUACUGAGCCCCUACAUCGAUUCCAAGACAAAUGGCUAGCAAUGUGUCCCCCUAAAACACCAACACUACGUUUCAGCUCUAUUUUGGGGUGCGUAUGAGUGAAUGAAUGAAGGGUCUGUGUUGACAAGCUGCUGUUUUUCUCUUUACUUUUGAGUUCGUUUUGAAGCUGAAGACUUUAUUUGGCCCCUGCGUAGAUGGAUGUUCAAAAAAAGCCACUGACAUGUUUUCUAUUACAGCUUGUAAAGUAAGCACUUUGAGAAAAAGAACAAAUGAUAACUCAUGCUUUUAGUCUAUUCAGAAAAUGUUUUAAAAUGCCAUUUAGAAAAUGAAGCUUGCUGUACAACCCUGCAUUACUCAGUUGAUUAAAGAUUAUAUUAAUGAAAACCUGUA